This is a messenger RNA of Lytechinus variegatus (green sea urchin), 1978 nucleotides long. It is a transcript of the gene dph2, whose product is annotated as 2-(3-amino-3-carboxypropyl)histidine synthase subunit 2-like. Gene Ontology annotation, biological process: protein histidyl modification to diphthamide. Lineage: Eukaryota; Metazoa; Echinodermata; Echinoidea; Temnopleuroida; Toxopneustidae. The transcript has 7 exons. The record is from RefSeq and is a predicted model, not a curated record. The coding region runs from base 150 to 1775 and encodes 541 amino acids. Gene Ontology annotation, molecular function: 2-(3-amino-3-carboxypropyl)histidine synthase activity.
GCAUGCAGCAGAAAGGUAAUCUACGCCACGCCCACGGCCAGCACUGCAUUCGACAAACAAAUUUUCGAUUAAAAUCUUUUUCGGAGAUGUACUGUAGAGGAUUUGUAAUCAGAAUUGCGGAUUAAAUAAUACAGGACAUUUUGCCCAUCAUGUCAACGAGUGCCUUUUUCACCGAUGCCUUGGCGGUUAUACAACGUACCGUUGAUGUGAACAUAAAUGCUGUAGAAUCACAAGACAUUGAGGAGCAGUACCAAGUGGACCGCUGUGUUCAGUUUAUCAACAACAAGAACUAUAAAAAGGUUGGUUUACAGUUCCCUGAUGAUCUAUUGCAUCUGUCUUCUAGAUUGGCUGGUAUUCUGCAGUCAAAGACAUCAGCUAUAGUCUUCAUCCUAGGUGAUACCUCCUAUGGCAGUUGUUGUGUGGACGAGGUAGCGGCCCAACAUGCUGGAGCAGAUGCUAUCAUUCACUAUGGUCCAGCAUGCCUUAGUCCGACCAAAAGAUUCCCUGUUCUCUACGUCUUUGGCCAGGGAAAGAUUGACGUUGGUAAAUGCAGUGAGAGAUUCCGAUCAUUGAUAACAGACAGGAACAAGCAUGUUCUUAUUCUCUCAGAUGUCAUAUAUUCCCAUGCCAUAGAUGAGCUCCAAGCAAGGCUUGAAGAAGAUUACCCAAGUGCUGUUUUUGCUAGGAUUGACUCAACAGAAACUAUUCCAUCAUCCCAAGAUGAGAGCCAAAUGGAGUUAAGCAAGUCAGGUCUAAACUGCGAGUGUUCUUCAGGUACAUGCUGCAGUAAAGGUCAAGGAAACACUCAACCAAAGGUACCAACCUCACCGGUCAAGAGCAGAGAGGGUACAGAGGAAGGCCAAAGCAAUGAACAUAGUCAAGAACAAGAUUCUACAAACAGAGAAAGUGUGUCAAAGGAACCGUCUCAGACUCGAUUCUUUGGGAGGACAUUCGAUUUAAAAGGCAGCACUCGUCUUGAGGACUUUGUAGUCUUCUAUGUCGGUGCGGAGGGAAGGACGUUGACGAACUUCAUGAUGGUUCUUAACAAGUGCACCUUCUUUACGUUUGACCCGGCGACCUGUCGCGGGAGACAGGAAACGCUCAACGUCAGUCGGACUCUCAUGCGACGAUACCAUCUGAUAGAGAAGGCAAAGGACGCCAAUGUGGUCGGCAUAUUAGCUGGCACAUUGGGUGUUGCAAGCUACCUUGAUAUCAUCACUCACCUGAAAAAACUACUAAAAAAUGCAGGGAAAAAGAGCUAUGUGUUUGCUGUUGGCAAGCUGAAUGUUCCUAAGCUUGCCAAUUUCAUGGAAGUUGAUGUGUAUGUGUUGGUCGCCUGCCCAGAGAAUAGUCUUAUGGACUCUAAGGAAUUCUAUCGUCCUGUGGUGACACCAUUUGAGAUGGAGAUUGCGUGCAAUGAGGCCAGGGAAUGGACCGGUGAAUACAUAACGGACUUCCAAACACUAGUCCCAGGUUCAAGCAAACAUGUGGAGAUAUCAACCUCUUCUGUUACUACUGAUAGGACAGAUGUGUCUUUGAUAACAGGCAAGCUACGAUCACUAGGUAACAGAGAUGAUAGUAUGUUGACGAAGGAUACCAGGACACUUGUGAGCAAGGAGACACUAACAAUCUCAAAUGUACAUAAGAAUGCAAGUGAAUUUCUUAUUGGUCGGUCAUGGCAGGGAUUGGAACAGAAGCUUGGUGAGACUCCAGUUACCAUGGCAACUGAAGGCAGGAAAGGAAUUGCUGCUGGAUACACACAUGAAGACACGUGACAACAGCACGAUUGACGCUCAGAUUCCCCGGGGCAGUGUUACAACACCAUACCUUUGUAUAUGAUAAGUUGACUGCCAUUGAAUUUGAGUGAUAUAACAAAAUGAUGUCUUCAUUGGCCUUUAGAUUAUAAGUCCAGGGGGCCGUUUCAUAAAGCUGUUUGUAAGUUAAGAGCAACUUUAAGAAUGACUGGUGAUCCUUUCUU